Messenger RNA from Miscanthus lutarioriparius, 6759 nucleotides. The record is from the annotation of a GenBank genome assembly. Lineage: Eukaryota; Viridiplantae; Streptophyta; Magnoliopsida; Poales; Poaceae.
AUGGCGACUUUGGUUCAUCAUGAUUCAAGGCAGUACUCUUGGUUGUGGGUUAGCCAUAUCAGCCCCAAGAACUCGAAAUGGCUCCAGGAAAAUAUCAGCGACAUGGACACAAAGGUUAAAGCAAUGAUCAAACUUAUCAAUGAAGAUGCUGAUUCUUUUGCAAGGAGAGCAGAGAUGUACUACAAGAAACGUCCAGAGCUAAUGAAAUUGGUGGAGGAAUUCUAUCGAGCAUACCGUGCGCUGGCAGAAAGAUAUGAUCAGGCCACUGGGGCACUUCGCCAGGCUCACAGAACAAUUUCUGAAGCAUUUCCAAAUCAGAUGCCGUCAAUGUCAGACGAGUCACCCUCUGCUUUCAGCCAAGAGAUGGAGCCUCAUACUCCAGAUAUGUCUACUUUCACACGUGCGACAUUUGAUUCCGAUGAUCUUCAGAAGGAUGGAGUUGGUGUGUCACCACAACAUUUCACCUCCAAGAGGAAUGGUACACACCCUGAGGAAACCAGUUCAUUUUCAAGUCGAAAAGGUCUAAAGCUGUUCAAUGAUUUGUCAUCGAGUGGUGAAAAUGCUCCUCGUGCUGGUUUUGAUGGAAAGGUGCGGAAAGGCCUAACUUUUGAAAGCCCAGAAGUUAAAGGGAAAGAUGAUAUCAGCAACGAGAUGGCAAAUUUGCAACAAGAAGUUGCAAGACUAUUAGCCGAGAGCCAGAAUCUGAAACAGCAGAUGUUGUCAGAAUCCGAGCGGGCAAACAAAGCUGAAAAUGAGAUGCAAAUGCUCAAGGCAACAGUAUUGCAAUUAAAUGCUGAUAAAGACACAUCACUUACGCAAUAUAAUCAGUCCUCUGAGCGAAUAUCUACAUUGGAGUCUGAGCUCUCGAAGGUGCAGGCUGACCUCGAGAAGUUAACUGAUGAAAUGGCUGCAAAUGUCCAGAAGCUAAUUAAUGCUGAAACACUCAAUAUUGCUAUACAGUCUGAGGCUGAGGGUUUGGAUCAGAAGAUGAAGAUGCAGCAACAAGAACUAGAACAAAAGCUUAAGGAAUUGGAGAGUUUCCACUCAAGCUUCCAGGAGGAGCAUGAAAAGCGCAUGCAGGCUGAAAGUGCUCUACUUUCCCAGGGGAAGGAACUUGCUCAAUCUCAUGAAGAAGUACAGAGGUUGGCUAUAGAAAUAAAGGCAGCGAAUGAAAAGUUGAAUGAGCUCAAGCAGACCAAGGAGGUCCUUGAGGACACUGUUUAUGAGCUGAAGAAGGAUGUUGAGCGCCUUACAGAACAAAACCAGUCCUCUGAGGUGCUUAUACAGAAACUUGGUGAUGAGAUAAAUACACUCAAGGAUUCAAAGAAUGAACUUCAAAGUGAAAUACAAAGCCUUAAGAGCAUCAUUUCACAGCUAAACACUGAGAAGAAUGCAGCUGUGCUUCAACACCAGCAGUCUGUGGAGCAGGUUUCGGUACUCGAAUCUCAGCUGUCAAAGCUGCAGUCAGAGCUAGAUGAGACUGAGCAGAAAGUACAGUUGCUGACACAAGAUCUUGAAAAGAAGAAAGAAGAAGCGGACAGUGUCCAUUUCAAGAUGCAAGAUGAAUGCCAUAGGCGUAUGCAAAUUGAAGCAACUCUUCUCAUGACAGAGGGUCUGCAUUCCCAGUUGCAAGAAGAAAUGAGAACGCUGACACAAGAUUUUGAUGGAUCAAAAAAGAAGCUUAGUGAGCUGGAAAAUAAUAAGUUAGACCUGGAGAGCACACUGAAAGAACUGAAGAACGCCAUUUUAGGUUUGAACUCGGAGAAGGAUGCAGCACUCCUUCAGCAACAGCAGUCUCUAGAGAAAGUAUCUGAUUUGGAGUUAGAACUCUCAAAGAUGCAGUUGGAAAUGGAGAAGUCUGAACAAAAAAUUCUCUUAUUGGAGCAAGAAAUUGCACGGAAGAAUGAAAGUGUCGACAGCCUGGAGAUAAGUUUGAAAGAUGAAUGUGAGAAGAGGCUACAAGCCCAAACAUCGCUUGUGUCAUUGGAGAAAAUGUAUUCGCAGUCACAGGAAGACGUUAGUAGGUUGCAGAUAGAGAUUGAGAAGCAGAAUGGCAAGUUGAAUGAGUUGGAGAACUUGUCAUCUGAACUUAACAACACCAUCCUACUUAUAAACACUGAGAAAGAUGCUACCCUCCAUGAGAACCAGCAGUCCUCAGCGAGAAUAUCGGAUCUUGAAUCUGAACUCUUGGCCUUGAAAACUGAACUGGAGAAUGUUGAAGGGAAAGUUCAGAUGAUAGAGCAAGAACUCAUAUAUAAGAAACAAGAAGCGGAUAGCCUCCAAAUUAGCCUACAAGAUGAAGCUAAAAAACGGCUUGAAGGUGAAGCAUCUCUUCUUAUGAUGACAAAUCUUCACUCCGAGUCACAAAAUGAAGUGAGAGAGUUGGCACUGGAACUCGAGAAGCUGAAUGGUAAUUUAAGACAGGUGGAGAACAGUAAGGUUGAUCUUGAGAACAUUGUAACCAAGCAUACGGAGGAAAUCCAUAUCCUUCGUGAACAGAAUCGUUCUACUGAGCUUAUGAUAAAGGACCUUCAUCUUGAAUUGGACGCAUUGAAGGAUUUGAAUGUGAAACUUCAGGCAGAAAUGGGGUUACACAUAGGUGAAAAAGAAGCACUUCAGAGAGAAUUUACUUCUCAAAGGGAAGACAAGGAAAAUCUAGAGGGGAUACACCACACUCUGGUUGAUGAGAUGGAUACCCUAAAAGCCACUGCAACAAUGAACCAGAAGUUGAUUGAGGAAUUGCAAAUUACAAACUCAAAACUGAAGGAGGUGUGUGCAAGGAAUGAGGUUGAGAAGGCACUUCUCUCAGAAAAACUCCAAGAGGUGGAGAAGCUAUCUGAAGAAUAUUCACUCCUGGAGAACUCACUUUCAGAUGCAAAUGCUGAAAUGGAUGCAUUGAGGGAGAAGAUAAAAGCACUUGAGGCUUCAGAAAGCUCUCUCAAGGAUAUAAUUUCCUGUCAUGUUUCUGAGAAGGCUGUUCUUGUAUCAGAGAUAGAGAUCCUUGGUAAAAGAUUAUCUGAUGCUUCAGAGAAGAAUUCUAUCUUGGAUAUCUCAUUAUCUGAUAUGAAAAUGGACCUAGAAGAUUUGAUAACAAAGCUGAAAGAUUCUGAAGAAUCCUGCCAGGCUCUCCUUGCAAAUAACUCAGCUCUUUCUGGUGAAAUGGAUGCAUUGAGGCAGAAGAUAAAAGCACUUGAGGCUUCAGAAAGCUCUCUCAAUGAUAUAAUUUCCUGUCAUGUUUCUGAGAAGGCUGUUCUUGUAUCAGAGAUAGAGAUCCUUGGUAAAAGAUUAUCUGAUGCAUCAGAGAAGAAUUCUAUCUUGGAUAUCUCAUUAUCUGAUAUGAAAAUGGACCUAGAAGAUUUGAGAACAAAGCUGAAAGAUUCUGAAGAAUCCUGUCAGGCUCUCCUUGCAAAUAACUCGGCUCUCUCUGGUGAAGUGGAUGCAUUGAGGGAGAAUAUAAAAGCACUACAGACCUCAGAAAGCUCUCUGAAGGAAGCAAUUUCCUGUCAUGUUUCUGAAAAGGCUGUUCUUGCAUCAGAGCUAGAGAUCCUUGGUAAAAGUUUAUCUGAGGUUUCAGAGAAGAAUUCUAUCUUGGAUGUCUCAUUAAGUGAUAUGAAAACUGAGCUAGAUGAAUUAAGAACAAAGCUGAAAGAUUCUGAAGAAUCCUGCCAGGCUCACCUAACAAAUAAUUCAGCCCUUUCUGCUGAAAAGAACCACCUGUUCUCUCAGUUGGAGAGCAUUACAUUGGCCAUGAAAGCCCUAGAAGGUAUGCAUGCCAAUCUGGAACAGAAGCAUUCCUCUGUAUCCAGAGAGAAGGAUUUUGCAUAUGAUCAAGUAAGGGAACUGCAGGAUCAGUUGAGAAUUAAGAACGAGGAAUUUGAAGUGUCAGCAAAGUCACAUCAACUGCAAGCAAACAGCUAUGAGAAACAAAUUUCUUCUCUGCAAGAGAAAAACCAUUAUAUGGAGGAGGUGCUUCAACAGGAACAGCAGAAAAACAUAAGUGCUUCUAUUAGUACAGUUAUUUUGGAGAACUGUUUGGUCUAUGAGCAAGACAAGAAGGUCGCUCUUUUCACUGAAUGCCAGAAGUAUGCCGUGGAAAAUCAUUCGGCCAAUAUGUUAGUUUCAGAGUUGAUGGAUGAAGCUAGAAAUCAUGGAGAGGAGAGAAAAACAUUGCUAACGCACAAUGAAAAACUGAGGGAAGGGAUUUCAAAGCAAAUGAAGGUUCUGAAUAUCUGCAAAGAUCUAGGACCUGCUGAUUUAGCUGAGGACGAAGUUCUGUUGCAGACUGUUUCAGAUGAAACCAUUAACAUUCUGAGACUUAUGGGUGAAACUGAAGAUGUGAAUAGGCUCAUGGACACCGAGCUCUCAGUUCUCUCAGUAGUUUUGUUGCAAGUAGGGAUGGAGCUCAGAGACCUGCACUUACAGAAGUGUGCCCUUGAGAAAGAAGUGGAGAGUGGAGAAGCAGAAUCGCUUUCUUUGCAAAACAAAAACCAACAGAUGUUGGAACAGAAUGAACAACUAAGGAAUGGAUUACAGGAAAGCAGUGAAAGGGAGGAGGUGCUUAAAACUGAAGUAUUCAUCAUACAAGAGAAACUAUCUUGUUUGAGAGAGUCCUACCAGACCUCACAAGAUGAAAUUUCCAACCUGACCGAAAAAAAUGAGUCCUUGUCUAAGGAAUACCAGUCCUUGAGUGAGAAGUACAAUUCCUUGGAAGAUGAGAAUGAUACUGUUCUUGAAGAAUGCAUGAUGCUCGAGAACUUGUACCUCUUCUUUAGGGGACAUAAUAAUGAGAUUGCAUCUGCAUUGGCUUCUCUUACCGAUGAGAUGGCUUUGUUGAGUUUGGCUAAGGGCGAUCUUGAUCUCCAAGUUAAUGAGCUGAGCAGAAGGUCAGUGGCGCUUGAAUCAGAAAAUAGUCACUUAAAGGAGUAUAUCAUCUACUUGGUAGAGAUUCUCAGAACUCGAUUAGUCCUUUCAGAGUUUGAUCUGGACACCAAUCAAAGUGUCUGCCAGGAGUUGGUUGUUGAACUUGAGAAUUGCAUGACACAGUUGGUGCAGAAGGAUGAUGAGCUAAUGGAAGCAGAAGAGAAGGUUCAACUCUUGCAAGAAAAGAACCGGGAACUCUGUGGAGUUGUUGGGUCUCUUCAGGUUGCAAUCGAAGGUGCUAAAGUGGUGAAAGGAGAACUGGAGAAGAAAAUCACAAGACUGAUUGAACAGUGUUCUAGCAAGGAUGACGAAAUUUUACUUCUUCACCAAAACAAUGAGGCAUUGCAAUCAGAGGUUGAGCAAUGUGAGAGGGAAUUUGUUGCUCUGAUGGAUGAUGCAAUUACCUCUUCAGUGAAUUCUGCGGUCUAUGAAGAAAAAGCAUUCAAGCUUAUGAUGAAUGGUAAAGCUACAGAGAAUAGAGCAAUAUCCCUAAAGGAGUUGCUAAUGAAGGAGAUCUCUUCCCGAGAUGCUCACAUUGAGGAGUUGCAGAAACAGUUGUCUGGCAUUCAGGAAGAACAUGCAGAACUAAAAGCUGAGUUGAACACACAUCUAGUUCUCAUCGCAUCAUUGGCUGAUCAUGUCAGUGUGCUGGAAGAAGAUGCUCGUUCUCUGUUGAAACCAUGUAGUACACAAGGCGAAGAGGAAACUGCACGGGUACAUCAUAUGCAAGAGGGCAACGAUGGGCUGGAAUCUGAUUGCUUACCCAAAGGAACUCCAAAGCUACAAGGGUUGAUUGCAAGAAUAGAAGCACUUCAAGUGGUUGUAUUAAAUGCUAAAGAUCGUCAAGAUCAGGAGUCAACCGAGUCUGCAGCUAAAUUGGCAGCGGCAAGUACAGAAAUUCAAGAGCUUAAAGCAAGAGGCAGCUCACGCAUGGUGGCAAAAGAAAUAUAUUCUGACCAUGAGAAACAAGAUGUUGAAGUCUCCAAAGGGAAGCAAGUCCAGAUCAUGAAGGAUAUUGAGCUGGACAAAAUAUCUACUUGUCCACCAUAUGGUGCUGGAGCUGCCCUCUAUCCCCUUGGAACUGGUGCAAACGCUGAACUCGAUGACGAUAUGCUUCAGCUGUGGGAGGCUGCAGAGAGGAGCUGCAAGAACGAAACAGCCAAGUCCUCGUCAUUUGAGCAUGACAUACAAGCGGUCGAGGAUCUGAAGAGUGAGUACCCUUCGUCUGAGCUAGCAAGGGGAAGAGACCUUGGAAUCAAUAAGCUAGAAGUGUCAAAGGGUGCUGUAGAGCCUCAUGAGGCGUGGAGCAAGAACGUACUUGAGAGGCUCACUUCUGAUGCUCAGAGGCUGUUGAGCAUCCAAGCGAGCAUUGAGGAGUUAAAGCAGAAAAUGGAGGGGCCGUCAAAGGGCAAAUCCCCAAUGAAUUCUGAGUACAGCAGUGUGAGCACACAGCUGCAUGAGACAGAGGGUUUUGUCUUGGAACAGAUCAAUUUCAACAACAAAUUGACCAGGAAGGCUGAGAACUAUCCCAUGUUGUCAGAUAAUAUGAACACCGAGCGAGAAGGGUAUUCCAGCAGGAGGAAGAUCUCCGAGCAGGUGCAGAAAGGGUCGGAAAAUGUGGCAAGGUUGGAACUGGAACUUCAGAAGAUACAGUAUGUCCUGCUCAAGCUUGAGGAAGAGCACGAGUACAGAAGGCUCAAAGUCUCUGAUAAGCGCACCCGUGUGCUUUUGAGGGACUAUCUGUAUGGAAGGAAGGACCGUGGUGGAGGGCAGAAGAAGAAAAAGAAGAGGGUCCCGUUCUGUGGUUGUGUUCGUCCGAAAUCAAGAACAGAGCCGUAA